GCCCUCUUUUUUGCGCAAGCGCACUAACUACAUCCGCCCGGCCGCACCUGCCGCAGGUUUCCGAUUGCUUGCUUGGGAAACUCAGGUGAGACUCGAGGCUCGGAAGUCCUGCGCUGGUAGGUGGGCGCAUGCGCACCGCGCGCUCUCGGCAGCUGGUCCGGGGCUAGUAGAGCUACCAGAUACCUUUGCCAUAUGAAGUUGAACAUGGCAGAAGAAGAGGACUAUAUGUCUGAUUCCUUCAUUAAUGUCCAACAAGACAUUAGACCAGGAUUGCCAAUGCUAAGGCAGAUCCGAGAAGCCCGUCGGAAAGAAGAAAAGCAACAGGAAGCUAAUUUGAAAAAUAGGCAGAAGAGUUUAAAAGAAGAAGAACAAGAAAGACGUGACAUUGGGUUGAAGAAUGCACUAGGCUGUGAAAACAAAGGAUUUGCCUUGCUGCAAAAGAUGGGAUAUAAAAGCGGUCAGGCCCUUGGCAAGAGUGGAGAUGGUAUUGUUGAGCCAAUCCCCCUUAACGUCAAAACAGGAAAAAGCGGCCUUGGUCAUGAGGCAUUACUGAAACGGAAAGCAGAGGAAAAACUAGAAAGUUAUAGGAGAAAGAUUCACAUGAAAAACCAAGCUGAAGAAACAGCUGCAGAGCAGUUUCGACUGCGACUUAAACAUAAGCAAGAUGAAGUGAAGCUGGAAGGGGACCUGAGAAGAAGCCAGCGAGCCUGCCAGCAGUUGGAUACACAGAAGAACAUUCAGGUUCCUAGGGAAGCAUGGUACUGGUUGGGGCUCGAAGAGGAGACUGACGAAGAGGAGGAAAAAGAGCAAGAUGAAGAUGACUAUAAAAAUGAAGACUUAAGUAUACUGGAAAAAUUACAAAUACUGACUGGUUAUUUAAGAGAAGAACAUCUGUAUUGUAUUUGGUGUGGAACAGCCUAUGAAGAUAAAGAAGACCUCUCUUCAAAUUGCCCAGGACCAACUGCCGCAGAUCACGACUAAGAUUACUCUCAAUAAGUACAAUCUUAGAAAAUGUUAUUGUUUGCUAAAAACAGAUAGUUGAGCAGUUAGAAUUCCCAAAUUAUGUCAGUAAAGAAAGAUGGCCUUUUCUAUGUUGUGUUCUUUCUGUAACUUUGGAAAUACUUUGUACUUUAUGGUUGUUCAUCAGUUUCAAGAAAAUAAUGGAAUGCUAUCUCAGAACUCAAGGGCAAUUACAAUUUAUGACUCGAUUGUGAUGCUUAUGGGGCUUAAGGACACCAAUAGGUAACUCUCUUAUUCCCCUCUUCUUUGGAACAAAUUAAGAAAUAAAACAUGGGAGUCAGAGAGAGAUCAAAAUGUCAGCUUUAUUAUCAGGGAAGCCAAAGUAGAGAGCCAGGUUGUCUUGUUUUCCUAUCAGGCUCCCUAAAAUAUCUCUCUGCCUACAUACAACUGCAGACCUCUGCCUUGCCAGAGAUAGAGCCCACCUUGGCAUUCUGAGACCAUUUAGCUUUCAAGGUGAGAGAACCCACUGGGGGCUGGGCCACACGUGCUGAGUUCCUGCUCCCAAAAUCACUCAUCAGAUGAGAGUCUUUUGAGAGGAAAUGAAUGAGGAUUCACAGAGCUUGUUCCCACACUUCUAUCUCCCAGGGAGGAAGAAAAAGUCCCUUCUGUCCAUGCGAGCAUGAGGAGGGAAAGGUAUUCCCCUUGGUAAGACCAGUAUAAGAGGCAAUGUUCCAUUAACACUACUUCAUUGACAUUACUUCAUUCUAGCCAGUUUUAGAAACAAAAUCAUUAUGAUACUUCUGGAAAAAUCAUGAGUUUUCACAACAAUGUGAACAUCCAUUGUAGGUGAUCGAUUGCAGGUUUUGGCUAGAGAAACUUAAGAAUUGGGAGUAACCUUAGAUAUCAGGUGAUCCAACUACUUACUAAAUUUGAGGGCCUUUGGAUAACAUUCCCAGCAGGUGGUAAUCCAACCUCUGCCUUUAUUUUUCUAGCCAUUGAGAGCUCACUGCCUUAAAAUAGAUUGUUCCAUUGCUGGAUAACUGUGAUUCUUUAAAGUCAUUUUUCUAAAAAUCUGCUUCCCUAUAAUUUAACCAAAUUUAGCUAAGCACAUACCAUGUGGCACACCUCUAAAGAUCUUUAGCCAAAAUUUGGCAUCAAAAAUCAUGAACUUUUUUAAAAAUUUACAAGCUCAGGUGCCUCCCCUAAUGAUUUUGAUUCAGCUGGUCUAGAAUAAUUUCUGGAUAUCUGUAUUUCUUUUGAAGUUCGAAGAAUGAGCCUGAUAAGCACCUGUGGAUGAAGAGUAGUUCUACAGGUUAGAAAUAGAGCACUGUUACAUUCUUGGGGUACAAUUUUAUAGCUCACCUUUCAGUACCAUUGAGCAAAGGAUCAACUUCCUUCCUUUUAUUAGAAACCUCACACCCAAGAACACAGCAAAAGCUAAGUUAUAUUUGAGUUAAGAUAAUCAAUAGUACAACUUGUGUCGGCCUCUGCCCUAAUAUGACCUAAUUCAUUUGUUAUCAUGUUUAGCUUGGGGAACUUUAAAAAAGGAUAAUAUGAACAUCCUACCCCAAGAGAUUCAGAUGUAAUUGGUCGGUGUGGCCUGAACAUUACUACCCUUGAUUCUGAGACUCAGCAGAGCUUGUGAAUCACCUAGUUAACUUCCAAGCCUCUGUUCUUCAUCCAGAAAAUGAAUUACUAUUUUUGUGAAUAUAAAUAUACAUAUUUAUAUAUAUAAUCUAGAGUUUAUACAGUUGGAUAAUAGUAUUUAAUAUUUACUUUUUCACUUAAAAAAUAAAAUUGAAUUAAUAGCUAAAACAAAGGAGUUCAUCUUUCCUUGGAAUUACAGUCAGAUGUGUUAUUGUCAUUUCAGCCAGUAUGCUGACAUUCAUGUAGCCAUUCCCAAAGCCACGUGGAUUGUUCUAGAUGGAACAGAGUUAGGCACCAGCUUUUUCUCCAGUUACUAACUAUUGGAACAACUUCCCACCUGCCUAGUGGCCAAGAAUAUUUUUAAGGUGUUCAUGCGUAAUUAGGCUGAGAAUGUGCAGAUAACCUUGAUGGGAUCUAGGACUCCACCAGAGUUAUAGUCUGUGUUUCCAGGUCAAGGGCUAGAACUAGGCCUACCUUGGACAGCGGGAAACAUCCCUCCAGUCUUAUCCAUCAACAAUGAAAAACACAGGCUUUCAAUAUGAGUAAAAAUUUAUUUUUAUAAAAGUCUGUUGAUAUCAUAAUGACAAUGAAAACCAAGGGAAACAAAACAUUAAAAAGAAUUUUUAAAUUUGCUUUAGUGAAUUUGAAUUUGCUUCAGUGAAAUUUAUGUGAAAUUUGAAACUUUAACUCAUGUUGUCAUUAUACUUAUAUUGUCCUGUUUAUUUUCAGUCCUAUCUAUAAUUACUUAAGUGUUUCAUUUUCUUAAUAUAAAUCCAAAACACCAGAGCUUCUAUAAGCCAAAAUAAACAGACUUUAAUGCAUGAAA
Messenger RNA from Canis lupus familiaris (dog), 3433 nucleotides. RefSeq names its product G-patch domain containing 11 (gene GPATCH11). The transcript is spliced from 9 exons. Bases 193 to 981 code for a protein of 262 amino acids. Lineage: Eukaryota; Metazoa; Chordata; Mammalia; Carnivora; Canidae. Gene Ontology annotation, molecular function: nucleic acid binding. Gene Ontology annotation, cellular component: kinetochore. The record is from RefSeq and is a predicted model, not a curated record.